This is a messenger RNA of Aspergillus eucalypticola CBS 122712, 2241 nucleotides long. Its product is annotated as ferric reductase family protein. The record is from RefSeq and is a predicted model, not a curated record. The coding region runs from base 1 to 2241 and encodes 746 amino acids. The transcript is spliced from 7 exons. Gene Ontology annotation, cellular component: plasma membrane. Gene Ontology annotation, biological process: copper ion import; iron ion transport; intracellular iron ion homeostasis. Gene Ontology annotation, molecular function: ferric-chelate reductase activity. NCBI's taxonomy places the organism in Eukaryota, Fungi, Ascomycota, Eurotiomycetes, Eurotiales, Aspergillaceae.
AUGCUCUUGCAAAUUUCCUUCUUAGCUAUCUUUGUCCCUGCCCUGGCGGAGCAGAAACGCUCCCUCGAUGUCAUUAGUAGCCUCGAUGCAGAUUGUCUUUGUCCAAUAUACACCGCUCUAUCAAAAUACACAUUUGCUAGUGGUCCUGCCGGAGGCAUUUACAAUCAUUCAAUAUCAGUGACGUCAUUCUUUGCCGAGGAAAGCUAUAUAGAGACAACAACAAACUUUGGGGCCAUCUGCAACAGAACGGUGGAAGUUGCUUCCAUGUAUGCGAGUGCAAGAGCGAGAUGUGAUGGAAGUAGUCCAGCGGCUACCAUCUCGUUCUGGCAGGAAUUGUGCGACGUCGAUCUUGCGUCUAUUGAGCCCAAUGGAUCAGGUUCGUACGACUCAACGCCAAUACUUGAUCCGGAUAUCAAUACGACCACCUCUACUGGCACCAUCAAAUCACCUGUCCUCUUGAGCGAGUCAUACUACAAGCGGGCGUACAAAACAUGUGUUAUCCAUGAAAAGGCUCUGGGUCAGGAUAUCCGGUUCGGCUGGGGGUUAAUGGGCUACUGGGGAGCUAUCCUGGGUCUCGGAAUGGUGCAGAAAAUCCUUAGCUUUUGGACGGUUAGGCGGACUAUGGACCCUCGCAGGGAUACUGAAGCCAAUGCAGUCCCUGGGCCUAUCGAACACAAGCAAAUCCCUAGUCCCUUAUCUUCAACCAUCCAUGCUCUGCGUACCCAUAUUGUGGUUCCGGCAAGCUUCACUCCAAAACUGCCUCAUCACCAGCGACUUCUUUAUGGACAUUGCAUUCCCAAGCGACUUGAUUUGAUAAUCGCUUUCGGGUUCUGGCUCCUCUGUGUCCUUUUAGCUUGUGUCAACUACGAUGGAGACACUAGUACUAGGACGUCGACCAUGCCCCAGCGCAACUGGCAUUAUUCGUCCGAUCGGACCGGUAUUCUUGCCUAUGCUUGUCUACCAUUCUUAUGGCUUUUCAGUGGACGCAACAACAUCUUCCUCUGGGUUACCAACUUUGACAUUCAAUCCUUCAGCACUUUCCAUCGGCAUAUUGCAUGGGCGUGCACACUACUCGCCAUUGUCCACUCGAUAGGGUACAGCAUCAUUCUAGCAGACUACGAGGACGCAUAUCAUGAAGCGUGGAGCCAUAAGCCAUGGUACAUGGGCGUGAUUGCGGUUAUUGGCAUGUCAGUUUUGUUAGUCCACUCCAUCACAUGGCUACGACGCAAGUGGUACGAGGUAUUCCUCAUCUCCCACAUCGUACUAGCCAUCGUCAUAAUCUAUGCUCUAUUUCAACAUACCCGCCCCGACGGACCGCAGUGGAACCCAUACCUAUGGACUGUCGUAGCUAUAUGGACCUUCGAUCGCAUCCUCCGCGUACUUCGCCUGUUCAACAAAAGCAGAAUCUCCCUGCCAUCAUCAACGGUUACAUACGCUCCCGACAGCGACCUAAUGACGAUAGAUAUAGAGGCACCCUCCCAUCUCACACCCAAGCCAGGCCAACACUACUUCCUCUCCCAGCCUCUGAGCGUACAUUGUUUAGAAAACCACCCUUUCGCACUGGGUGCAUACGCCCAAGCAUCAUGCCGUCUGCCGAAGGAGAAAAGCAUGGUGAGAUUCUACGUUCGUCCUUACAACGGCUGGACAAAAUCCCUUCGUGAUCGCUGCAUCCAAGCAAAUAGUACUAUCCACCCACUCCUCCUGCUAGAAGGUCCAUAUGGCCACAUGGCACCGCUGCAUACCUUCGACACAGUGUUGUUAAUCGCCGGUGGGACGGGCAUCGCAGCAACGUUGCCGUAUAUACUCAACUAUGCCGCCCGGUUGAAGAGACAAACUACGAAGACGACAAGAGUACAUCUCAUUUGGACUGCUCGUCAGAAGAGUAUGUUCUCUACUGUAUUCACCGAAGAACUGAGCCAUGUCUUGGAAUGUGAGGGUCUUAAAGUUAGCUUUUUCUGUACUGGAAGUGCUCCGGUGUCACCAAUUGGGAGCGAUAAAGAGGUGGAUGUUGGGUCUGGUACCAGGAGAGCAGGGGCAGAUAUACACUUUUAUGUCGGUCGACCUGAUAUUCGUGGAGCUGUUGAGACGGAGGCUGGAAAGGCUCAUGACUGCAGCACGAGGCUAGCCGUAGUGUGCUCCGGACCGGGGAUGAUGGCCGAUGAGUGUCGGUUAGCGGUGUAUGAGGCGAUGAGAAGGCCGUGUCAGGGGAUACGGUACUUCGAGGAGGCAUUUACUUGGUAG